Homarus americanus (American lobster) is the source of this 2782-nucleotide messenger RNA. RefSeq names its product DNA topoisomerase 3-beta-1-like (gene Top3beta). The transcript is spliced from 16 exons. The coding region runs from base 93 to 2657 and encodes 854 amino acids. Lineage: Eukaryota; Metazoa; Arthropoda; Malacostraca; Decapoda; Nephropidae. Gene Ontology annotation, biological process: DNA topological change. Gene Ontology annotation, molecular function: DNA binding; DNA topoisomerase type I (single strand cut, ATP-independent) activity. Gene Ontology annotation, cellular component: nucleus. The record is from RefSeq and is a predicted model, not a curated record.
GCUGGCCCUGGUGGCUGGUGAGGUAGCUGAAGCUUCACUGUGCUGUUGUUUUGUUUUGACUAGUGUAGUCGUGUUGUGGACCGAGGUACAACAUGAAGUCUGUGUUUAUGGUGGCGGAAAAGCCGUCACUGGCACAGUCUUUAGCAGAAAUACUCAGCAAUAAAAAGUGUAGCUCGAGAAAAGGUUUUAAUGGAGCUUGCAGUGUUCAUGAAUGGACUGGGUCCUUCAGCAAUCAGUCCGUUCGUUUUAAAAUGACAUCUGUGUGUGGACAUGUAAUGUCAUUAGACUUCCCAGGGAAGUUUAAUAAUUGGGACAGAGUUGAUCCUGCUGAGUUGUUUAGGUGUCCAACUGAGAAGAAAGAAGCAACAGCCAAACUUCGUAUGCCAGAGUUUUUAAGUAAAGAAUCUCGAGGGUGUGACUACCUUGUAUUGUGGCUCGAUUGUGAUAAAGAGGGAGAAAACAUUUGCUUUGAAGUUAUCACAUGUGUGGAGAAUUCAAUGACCAGGCCAUCUUUUAAGGAACAGACAAUCUUUCGUGCCAAGUUUUCUGCAAUCACAGACCGAGACAUAAAAGCUGCAAUGAAUACCCUGGUAGAACCUAAUGAGAAUGAAUCAAGAUCUGUGGAUGCUAGACAGGAACUAGAUCUUCGAAUUGGAUGUGCUUUCACUCGAUUCCAGACGAAGUUCUUCCAGGGAAAGUAUGGUAACCUUGAUUCAUCUCUCAUCUCCUUUGGACCAUGUCAAACCCCAACUUUAGGAUUCUGUGUGGAGCGGCAUGAUUUCAUUCAGUCAUUCAAACCCGAGACCUACUGGGUACUACAGGUAAAGGUGGCUGUAACUGAAGAAAGGCAGUUAACCUUAGAGUGGGAAAGAGUUCGAAGUUUUGACAAAGAUGUAGCAAACAUGUUCCUUAACAUAGUGAAAGAACAGAAGCGUGCCAAGGUUGUGAAGGUGGAAAUGAAGGAGAAGUCAAAGCCACGCCCUCCUGCCCUGAACACUGUGGAACUGAUGCGAGUGGCUAGUUCAGGUCUUGGAAUGGGGCCCCAUCAUGCCAUGACCCUUGCAGAGAGACUGUACACUCAAGGAUUCAUCUCCUAUCCUCGCACUGAGACAACUCAUUAUCCUGAAAAUUUUGAUCUCAAGGGAGCUUUGAAAAUUCAAGAAGGUCACAGUGACUGGGGUAGUACUGUCAGAGAAAUUUUGAAGGAAGGUAUUCAAAGACCAAAGAAAGGUCAUGAUGCAGGUGACCAUCCACCAAUUACCCCAAUGCGUUGUGCAGACAGAAAUCAGUUGGACCAUGACUCAUGGCGCCUAUAUGAGUAUAUUACCAAGCAUUUUAUUGGUACACUAAUGCCUGACUGCAUUUACCUUAGUACAACAAUCAGUGUUACUAUUGGAUCUGAAAACUUCAGCAUCUCUGGUAAACAGCUGGUAGACCCUGGUUUCACAAAGAUAAUGGAUUGGUUGGCCCUACAAGAUGAAGAGAAACUACCUGACCUCAAAUCUGGAGAUGAAUUGGCUAUCAUUGAGGCAAAACUUGUUGAGCGGCAAACAUCACCUCCAGACUACUUAACCGAGGCAGAGUUGAUUACCCUCAUGGAGAAACAUGGCAUUGGCACCGAUGCUUCAAUUCCUGUUCACAUUAACAAUAUUUCUCAAAGAAAUUAUGUACAAGUGUCAACUGGGCGUAGACUUGUGCCCACCAAUUUGGGCAUUGUAUUAGUGCAUGGCUAUCAAAAGAUUGACCCUGACUUGGUUUUGCCAACAAUGAGAAGUGCAGUAGAAGAGCAGCUGAACCUAAUUGCCCUUGGAAAGGCAGAUUUUGAUUCUGUCCUGACACACACGAUAGAGAUAUUCCAGCUCAAGUUCCAGUACUUUGUCAAGAACAUAGAAGGAAUGGAUGAGCUGUUUGAAGUGACUUUUUCACCUUUGUCUGCCAGUGGACGACCACUAUCAAGAUGUGGAAAAUGUCGGCGCUACAUCAAGUUGGUGGAGACUAAACCUGUACGACUCCACUGUGUGGCGUGUGAUGAAACUUUUGCUGUGCCUCAGAAUGGUGUUAUACGAGAGUUUCAGGAGAACAGGUGUCCCCUAGAUGACUUUCAACUAUUGGUUUGGUCUGGUGGAGCUAAGGGGAAGAGCUUUACCUUCUGCCCUUACUGCUACAACAAUCCCCCUUUCCCGGAUAUGUCCAAAGGAGGUGGAUGUAACCUUUGUUCUCAUCCAACCUGCCAAUAUGGCCGGGACAAUGUAGGUGUAUCGCAGUGUAUGGAGUGUCCUACAGGGAUUCUGGUUAUGGACCCUUCGUCUGGACCUAAGUGGAAAUUGGCAUGUAACAGAUGUGAUGUGAUUAUAAAUCUCUUUGAUAAAGCUAGCAAAGUUCAAGUUCUUGAAGACACCUGUGAAGAUUGUGGUUCUCAGACAGUCACAGUUGAGUACAAGGAAGGCAAAAGCAAGCUUAGAGAUGGUCAGUUGACAGCCAGUGGAUGCAUAUUUUGCAGUACUACAUUGAUUCCCUUGGUAGAGAAACAUAGAGCUUCUCAAGAUGCCGGCCGUGGUCGAGGACGGGGCAGAGGGAGGGGCAGGGCAGGAAGUAGGGGAGGGCGAGGGGGUGGUAGAGGUGGAAGGGGACGUGGUGGUGGGAGAGGACGUAGAUAAUGUUUUCUUACUAGUUUUUUAUAUACAGGUAUAUGUUUAAAUAUAUUAAGAACUCUUUUAUUAAUAAUUGUGUAAGAGAUAGACAUUGUGUGCAUUUCAAAAUUAAAGACUUCCUAGUUAACAAA